Messenger RNA from Glycine soja, 2155 nucleotides. Its product is annotated as signal recognition particle receptor subunit alpha-like. The record is from RefSeq and is a predicted model, not a curated record. The coding region runs from base 1 to 1881 and encodes 626 amino acids. Gene Ontology annotation, cellular component: signal recognition particle receptor complex; endoplasmic reticulum membrane. Lineage: Eukaryota; Viridiplantae; Streptophyta; Magnoliopsida; Fabales; Fabaceae. Gene Ontology annotation, biological process: SRP-dependent cotranslational protein targeting to membrane. Gene Ontology annotation, molecular function: ATP hydrolysis activity; signal recognition particle binding; GTP binding. The transcript is spliced from 9 exons.
AUGUUAGAGCAGUUGCUGAUAUUCACGCGCGGAGGGCUCAUCCUCUGGACCUGCAACCACCUCAGCAACGCCCUGAGGGGAUCUCCGAUCGACACGUUGAUCCGAUCCUGCCUCCUGGAGGAGCGAUCCGGUGCGGCCUCCUUCAACUACGACGCACCUGGAGCCGCAUACUCUCUCAAAUGGACCUUCCACAACGACCUAGGCCUCGUCUUUGUCGCCGUCUAUCAACGCGUCCUCCACCUCUUGUACGUCGACGAUUUGCUCGCCGCCGUCAAGCGCGAGUUCUCGCGCCUCUACCACCCCCAAAAAACCGCCUACCGAGAUUUUGACGAGAUCUUUCAGCAGCUCCAGAUCGAGGCCGAGUCUCGCUCCGAGAAUUUCAAAAAACCCAACCCUGUCCCCGCGCUGGCUCCCAAUAGGAAACAAAACGGCACGUGGCAGGGGCAGGGGUUAGGGCAAAACGCCGGAUCAGAAAAAAAAAGUGAUGGAGAUGGGAAGAAAGGGCGUAAAUUGGAGAAUGAUAAUUUUUCUGUAGCUAAUUCUAAUUCUAAUGCUAAUGUUAACCAUAGUGGUGGUAAGAGUAGUGUGAAUAAUAAUAUUGGGAAAGAGAAUGAGAGUUCCAAUGUUGGGGCUUUUGAUGUAAAUAGGCUUCAGAAGCUUAAAGGAAAAAAAGGGAAUGGGAAUGGGAAGAAGAAAGAUGCUCUUGUUGUUGCUGCUGCCAAGGGAGAGCCCAAAAAGGUGGAUAAGCCAAACAGGGUUUGGGAUCAACCGGCGCCGCAAACCAAACUGGACUUUACUGAUCACGUGGAUGGAGAUGGGGAUAGAAGCGCUGACUUUUUGGCUAAGGAGCAAGGAGAGAGUAUGAUGGAUAAAGAAGAGAUUCUUAGCAGUGAUAGUGAGGUUGAAGAUGAUGAUGAUGAUACUGGAAAGGAUAACAUGCCUGUGGCUAAAAAGAAGGGUUGGUUUUCCUCGAUGUUCCAGAGUAUUGCAGGAAAGGCUAAUUUGGAGAAGUCAGACCUGGAACCAGCUUUGAAAGCUCUGAAGGACAGGCUCAUGACCAAGAAUGUGGCCGAGGAAAUAGCUGAGAAACUAUGUGAGUCAGUGGCAGCAAGUCUUGAAGGCAAAAAGCUAGCUUCGUUUACAAGGAUAUCUUCAACAGUGCAUACAGCAAUGGAAGAAGCACUUGUUCGUAUUUUAACCCCUAGGCGUUCCAUUGACAUAUUGAGGGAUGUUCAUGCUGCCAAGGAGCAAAGGAAGCCAUAUGUUGUUGUGUUUGUUGGAGUUAAUGGAGUUGGAAAAUCUACUAAUCUAGCUAAGGUUGCUUACUGGCUUCUGCAACACAACGUCAGUGUCAUGAUGGCUGCUUGUGAUACAUUUCGAUCUGGAGCUGUUGAGCAGCUGCGGACCCAUGCACGCAGACUUCAGAUUCCUAUAUUUGAGAAGGGUUAUGAAAAAGAUCCUGCCAUUGUAGCAAAAGAAGCAAUUCAGGAAGCUGUGCGCAAUGGUUCAGAUGUGGUUCUAGUUGAUACAGCUGGCCGUAUGCAGGAUAAUGAACCAUUGAUGAGAGCACUGUCAAAGCUCGUCUACCUCAACAAUCCUGACCUUAUCUUAUUUGUUGGAGAAGCACUGGUUGGUAAUGAUGCAGUUGAUCAGCUUUCGAAAUUCAACCAGAAAUUAGCCGACCUCUCAACAUCUCCCACACCCAGAUUGAUCGAUGGGAUCUUGCUCACGAAGUUUGACACUAUCGAUGAUAAGGUGGGAGCUGCACUCUCAAUGGUUUACGUAUCUGGAGCUCCAGUAAUGUUUGUGGGCUGCGGACAGUCCUAUACUGACCUCAAGAAACUCAACGUCAAGUCAAUUGCGAAGACUCUCCUUAAAUGAGGGAACAACAUAAACCUGUCAUGAAUGUUUCUGUUUGAUGAGUAACUUGAUUAUCCCCGUAGAUCCCCAUUACAUCGUAAGACAACAUUGACGCAAUUUGGUUUGUUUAAUUUAUAUUGGUAAGCUUCUUUCCUCUGUUCACCAUGAGAAUAACGCGUAAGGUGUAACUCUUAUCAUGUGUAGUACAUUUAAUUUUCCUCACCUUACUAAGUGAAUAAUCCAUGCGAAUCGUUCAAAUAUUUAUUGCGACAAAUGCAUCGAUAUCUUUAAAUUA